Wasmannia auropunctata (little fire ant) is the source of this 5220-nucleotide messenger RNA. RefSeq lists its product as uncharacterized. Gene Ontology annotation, molecular function: nucleic acid binding. The record is from RefSeq and is a predicted model, not a curated record. Gene Ontology annotation, biological process: DNA integration. The coding region runs from base 1 to 5220 and encodes 1739 amino acids. The transcript has a single exon. NCBI's taxonomy places the organism in Eukaryota, Metazoa, Arthropoda, Insecta, Hymenoptera, Formicidae.
AUGUCUGUCACCCUUGAGGAUCUUAUGGUGCUGCAGAAUCAGACGAUGAAUUCCGUGUCGCGCGCAUUGUCGAAUUUCAAGAAGCUCGGCCAGGCAAAAAUGACACGGGCUGUAACGCGACAACGCCUCGCGACCCUGAAGGAGAACUUCGCCAAAUGCCGGACCUUGGAUGGACAAAUCACGCGUCUCUCCGACGAGAAAUUGAGAGCAACGCACUCGUACUUCACCGGUGCUUGUUUCGAGACAUGUGAGGACUGCUACAAUGAGGCCGCCGACUUCAUGGUUGAGGUACUCGCCAGUUACGAAACCGACCCUACACCUACAAUAACUGUAAGUGACCCGCAUGACUUUUCUCGACCAUCGCCGCAUCUGCCGAAGCUCAACCUCCCGACUUUCGACGGCAGCAUCGAUAAAUGGGAGACCUUCCGCGAUCGCUUCCAAUCAAUGAUUCAGAACGAUCCGAAUCUAUCCAAUGUAAAUCGUAUGCAUUAUCUGUUUUCGUGUCUAAAAGGAGCUGCAAGUAAAGCGCUUGACCAUCUCGCAAUCACUAACGCUAACUUCGAGGUCGCGUGGAAUAUUCUCGUGUCCCGUUACGACAACAAGCGUCGCCUUGUGACUACUCACUUGAUCUCGCUACUAGAUUUACCUACAGUUACCUCAGAGACCUCCAAAGAUCUUUGCAACCUGCGUGAUCAAGCUAACACCGCGAUACAAGCCCUCACUAACCUCGGUCGUGCCGUCAGACAUUGGGAUGACUUUCUUGUUUUGCUUGUAGCUCGAAAGCUGGACAAAACCUCACGUAAAGCCUGGGAACUCAAGCUAGGCGAUACCUUAGAAUAUCCAAGUUAUCAUGAACUUGACCAAUUUCUCGAGACUCGCAUUCGCGCGUUAGAUGCAAUAACACCAACGAGUUUGAAAGACACAUUACCGGAAUUGUCCAAAAGGAAAGCUAUUGCAUCACAUAACGCGGCCGCCGUUCCGUUUUCGUGUUCGCUUUGUAAAUCAAAUCAUCUAUUGUAUCAAUGCUCCAUGUUCCUAAAGAAAACGCCAUCCCAACGUUUCGACUUCAUUAAAUCGCAAAAGCGUUGCAUCAAUUGUUUUAGCAUAAAACAUUCUGUCAAGGACUGUACCAGUUCGCGUGCGUGCCGACAAUGCAGUAAGCGCCAUCAUACGUUGUUGCAUCUCGAUAAUUCCAUCGAUUCUGCAAAAACGAGCGAGUCCGAGCCAGCGUCGGCUUCGACAUCAGUCACCGCUGACACCGAAGUGGCGUCACACUUAAUGUCUCGUACCGUGGCGCCAAACUCCAAAAUUUUGCUUGCAACUGCCCGCGUUCGCGUGUAUUCCCCCCUCGGACGUUUCGUUACCGUGCGUGCCCUUAUCGAUCAAGGUUCCGUUUCAACCUUGAUGACCGAAUCGCUGGCUCAGAGCCUUCGGUUGCCAAAAGUUAAACGUGCCGUCUGUAUUACUGGCAUCGGCGAAACCCAAUCCAUUGUUCGCAGCGCUGCUCAGAUUACGAUUACCCCCGUUUCGCGCGAGGGACCUGCCUAUUCAACUACCGCGCUCAUACUUCGAUCGUUAACGAAAUAUAUACCAAGUCGAAUGAACACCGCAUGCACUUGGAAGCAUGUCGCUGGACUCAAGUUAGCCGAUAGCGAACCCAUGAGUUCCGACCCAAUAGAUCUCAUUAUCGGCGCUGAUUUAUUCGGCCUGCUCGUUCUCGAUGGUGUUCGAAAGGGUUCCGAACGCGAACCUACCGCGCAAAACACCACCCUCGGGUGGAUCCUUUCCGGUCCAAUCACCGCACCCUCGGUAAGCGACUCGACAUUCGUACACGCGCACCACGGAGUCGUUCUCGAAGGGCUUGACUUCGAUCUCCGUCGGUUCUGGGAGACCGAAGAGCUUCCUCAAAAGGUGCACCGAAGCCCUGAGGAAGACCGAUGUGAAGAGCAUUUUGUAGCUACUCACACUCGUUCGUCCAAUGGACGUUAUAUAGUGAGACUUCCGUUUAAAAACGGACCGCCUAUUUCGUUGGGUGAGUCGCGAUUCACCGCCUUAUCGAGUCUCUAUCGCAUGGAGCAACGUCUUCGUCGCGAACCAGCCAACGCUACCGAGUAUCGCGAUUUUCUCAGUGAAUACGAGAACCUCGGCCACAUGACCAAAAUUCCGUCGACCGACUCUAUCGAGUCACCAUUUCGCUAUUAUAUACCGCACCAUGCCAUCCUACGCGACAGUAGUGCAACCACCCGCUUACGCGUUGUAUUCAACGCAUCGUGUCGAACCACCAACGGUACAUCGUUAAACGACCACAUGAUGAUAGGCCCGAAGCUUCAAAAGGACUUAGCUACCAUUAUCAUGCAGUGGCGUCAACACCGGUAUGUUUAUACCGCCGAUAUCGCCAAGAUGUAUCGGCAAAUUCGCGUUGAUUCUCGCGAUACUAAUUAUCAACGCAUCCUUUGGCGCCCUUCUACCAGUGAACCCGUCAACGAUUACCGUCUCGAAACCGUCACGUAUGGCACAGCUGCCGCUCCAUAUCUCGCUCUCCGCGUUUUAGAGCAACUCGCCAACGACGACGGUGCUCAUUUUCCGUUAGCAGUUCCCGUUUUGCGUCAUCACACUUAUGUGGAUGAUUGUGCUUUCGGUGCCGACGAUAAAAUCCUCGCGCGUCAAACUCGCGAUCAAUUAAUUCAGCUCCUCAACAAAGGAUGUUUUCGCCUUAGGAAGUGGGCAAGCAAUUCCGAAGAACUCUUGUCCGAUAUCGAUCCCGCCGAUCACGGACUAGCCACUAAUAAGGUUCUUCAGGGAGACAAGCAUCUCAAAGUCUUAGGGAUCAUUUGGAACCCGACCCAUGACAUCUUCCAAUUUCGCGUGUCUAUCCCGUCUUCGCCCGGUAGAACGAAACGAGCGAUCCUGUCACUUAUCGCCAAGUUUUUCGAUCCUCUUGGCUGGGCGACACCGGUUAUUAUUACAGCAAAGAUAUUUUUGCAAUGUUUGUGGUCGCUCAAGUGCUCAUGGGAUGAUGAAAUUCCUAGUCAACAUUACGACAAUUGGCUGAAAUAUUACAAUCGGCUUUCGUGUCUCGAUGCAAUUAGAAUUCCCCGCUGGGUGGCAUAUGGCUCUCACACCAUUCACAGCGCUCUUCAUGGCUUUUCCGAUGCUUCGACCUCUGCGUUUGCCGCCGCCGUGUAUCUUCGUACCGUUCAGAUCGAUGGAUCAAUUACCGUCUCGCUUUUGAUCGCCAAGUCUAAAGUAGCACCACUUAAAACCAUGAGCAUACCUAGACUCGAAUUAUCGGCUGCUCAUCUUCUCGCUCGCUUAAUGCAUUUUUCUCGUUUAGCUCUCCAACUGCCGACUAUCGAAUGUCACUGUUGGACCGAUUCAACCGUUACGCUCGCAUGGUUGAACCAAUCACCCUCUCGAUGGAAAACCUUCGUCGCCAAUCGGGUCUCCGCGAUCCAUUCCCUUCUUCCCGAUGUCCCGUGGCGGCAUGUACCGACACAAACAAAUCCCGCGGACUGCGCCUCUCGCGGUCUCGCUCCUGAUGCCCUAGAAAAGCACAACCUUUGGUGGUCCGGCCCGUUGUGGCUGCGCCAACCACCCGACGGUUGGCCGAAUGCAAAUCCUUCCGUAUCGCCGGACGCUCCUCUCGAGGAACGCCCUCAGCCAUCCGUACCCGUCUUCCACUCCGCACCGAACUGGGACCUUGCGUCUCGAUUCUCCUCGUGGCCGAAGCUACUCCGUGUUACCGCAUACCUUUAUCGUUUUUUGUCUCGCCAGAAACGUUCCGAUUCCUUUAGCUCCGCAAGCCUACAACCCGACGAGAUUGACAAGGCUAAAUUUUACUGGCUAAGGUCCAUUCAGGCAGAUAUGUUUCCGCUCGAGCUUGCGGCCUUGUCCCGUCAAAGUCCGCUGCCGAAAAGCAGCUCCUUAUCUUCUCUCAAUCCGUACCUGGAUUCCGACGGUCUUCUCCGCGUAGGAGGACGACUUCGUCACGCACGUCUCCCAGGGGCGACAAAAAACCCGAUCGUAGUCCGCUCACAUCCGCUCUUGUCGCUCAUAAUCGAGCACCAUCAUAUGAGAACGCUGCACGCCGGCCCACAACUCACACUCGCAUCGCUACGGAGUGAGUUUUGGCUCCUUCGUUCCCGCGCUACCGUACGUUCCGUGCUUUAUAAAUGCAUUAAAUGCACCCGUGAACGAGCUGAAGUACCAGUCGAACUUAUGGGCGAUCUACCGGAUGUAAGAGUUAACCGCACAUCCCGCGCAUUCGUUCACACCGGCGUUGAUUAUGCAGGACCUAUCGUCGUCCGUACCGCUCCCGGCCGAGGUCAUAAAUCGCAGAAGGCAUACAUCGCGCUUUUCGUAUGCCUCACGACCAAGGCUAUUCACCUUGAACUUGUUACCGAUUACAGUUCUAUUACGUUUAUCGCCGUGUACCAGCGCUUUGUUUCUCGGCGAGGACUACCGCAGUCCAUGUACUCGGAUAAUGGAACAACAUUCAAAGGUGCCGAUCGUGAAUUAUCCCAAGCGCAUGCAAAGGCAAUUCGCGAUCCAAAUUUUUUAAAUUGUCUCGCGACCGACAAGACGGCGUGGCAUUUUUUACCUCCCGCCGCACCGCAUUUCGGCGGCUUGUGGGAAGCUGGCGUGCGCAGCAUGAAGCAUCACCUCAAGCGAUGUAUCGGUCUUUAUACGCUAACUCUUGAAGAGAUGACCACGCUUCUCUGUCGCGUCGAAGCAUGCCUUAAUUCGCGCCCUCUUGCCGCUAUUUCCGACAGUCUCGAUGAUUACCGAGCGCUAACCCCGGGACAUUUUUUGACCGGAUCCCCGCUUAUCGCCAUCCCCGAGCCUAGCGUGCUCGAUCUGAACGAAAAUAGGCUUUCCCGCUGGCAGACGAUCCAGCGCCUAACCGAAAUUUUUUGGAGGUCUUGGUCAAGUGAUUAUUUGCAGACCCUUCAACAACGCCCAAAAUGGCGCGUUGUCGUACGAUUGGCCAAAGUUGGUCAGAUCGUUCUCGUGCGCAAUCCGUUGACUCCGCCGAGCCACUGGGAACUCGGCCGCAUUACUGCCUGUCAUCCCGGUGACGACGGCUUGACCCGAGUUGUAACCGUUCAAACCAGCCGGUCAGAAUAUCGGCGACCCAUCGCAAAAUUGUGUUUCCUUCCCGUGGAUAUCAAUACCGAAGAAGCAAAAGGAUCUGUCACGGCGGGCGGAGUCUCGACCUAA